Ilex paraguariensis (yerba mate) is the source of this 381-nucleotide messenger RNA. Lineage: Eukaryota; Viridiplantae; Streptophyta; Magnoliopsida; Aquifoliales; Aquifoliaceae. The record is from the annotation of a GenBank genome assembly.
AUGAAUCAUAUGGUGGAUAUGAUGGACAAGAGGAGCGUUGAGUGCUUGGUUCUCGUGUCAGAUGAUUCAGAUUUUGUCGAGGUUUUGAAGGUGGCAAAGUUGAGGUGUUUGAAGACAGUUGUCGUGGGCGAUAAUAAUGAUGGGGCUCUUAAGAGGGCUGCUGAUGCUGCAUUUUCAUGGCAGGAAAUCAUCAUGGGGAUGGCCAAGAAGGAAGCUGUAUCGGUUGUGGGGAGGUGGAGGGACCGUGAUAUUUUGAGAAGAUUGGAGUGGACUUAUGACGAUGAAAAGGAGAGAAACCUAUAUGAUUACAAUGAAGUGGUUGAUUAUGAGAGCAAGGAUUCGGAUAUUGAAAGUUUUAUUUCUGGGGAAGCAGACGGAUGA